Melopsittacus undulatus (budgerigar) is the source of this 969-nucleotide messenger RNA. RefSeq names its product canopy FGF signaling regulator 2 (gene CNPY2). Lineage: Eukaryota; Metazoa; Chordata; Aves; Psittaciformes; Psittaculidae. Gene Ontology annotation, cellular component: endoplasmic reticulum. Bases 150 to 704 code for a protein of 184 amino acids. The record is from RefSeq and is a predicted model, not a curated record. The transcript has 6 exons.
GCUCGGCCGGGCCCGCGGCUCCCGCAAGGCCCUGAGGGGGGGGGGGGCUCGGAACGGGAUCCGGAGGGGACCCGUGGUCUGGACUCAGCCUUCCCCUGAGGCCCCCGAGCAGCGCUGGAGCCGCCCAUGCCCACAGCUCAGCCCUGAGGAUGAGGGGUCACAUCCUGCCCGUGCUCUGCAUGGGCCUGGCUGCGACCCUGCUGCUGCCCAUGGCCGGGGCCCGGCGGAGCCAGGACCUGCACUGCGGAGCUUGCCGGGCGCUGGUGGAUGAGCUGGAGUGGGAGAUUGCUCAGGUGGAUCCCAGGAAAACCAUCCAGAUGGGCUCGUUCCGGAUCAACCCUGACGGCAGCCAGUCCGUGGUGGAGGUUCCCUAUGCCCGUUCUGAGGCUCAUCUGACGGAGCUGCUGGAGCGCGUGUGUGAGAAGAUGCAGGAGUAUGGGGAGCGCCUGGACCCCAGCACCCAGCGCAAGAGCUACGUGCGGGUGCUGUCCCGCGACGGGACCAAGCUGGAGCUCUCGGGGGUCACCAUCGAUGGGGACGUGACUUCCAGCCUCAAGUUCGCGUGCGAGAGCAUCGCGGAGGAGUACGAGGAUGAGCUCAUUGAGUUCCUCUCACACGAGGCCGACAACGUCAAGGACCGGCUGUGCAGCAAGCGCACGGACCUGUGUGACCACGCGCUGCACAUCCCGCACGAUGAACUGUGACCUCCACGGACCCUCUUGCUGCACCGGAUGCACCGGGACCCUCGGCGGCACCGGAGCCGCCACAGCCGCAGCCCCACCGGGGCUCUUGGCCUGUUCAUUGUGCCCAUGCGGAGCGGGGGGCACCGGGGCCCUGGCCCUGCUCCAACCGGGACAUUCCAGGCACGGACCUGCUGCCGGUGCCGGGGGGGGGGCACCGGGACCCCCCCUUGUGCUGCAGGCAAUAAAGGGGCCGCACGGUGCCCGUGCCGUGGGCCCAGUGAGGGCA